GGACCUGAUCGACUUUGAUAAGCUGAAGAAAUCCAACGCUCACUACAACCUGCAGAAUGCCUUCAACCUGGCCGAGCAGCACCUGGGCAUCACCAAGCUGCUGGACCCCGAAGACAUCGCGUGGACCACCCUGAUGAGAAGUCCAUCAUCACCUACGUGGUCACCUACUACCACUACUUCUCCAAGAUGAAGGCGCUGAAGGUGGAGGGGAAGAGAAUCGGAAAGGUUCUGGACAACGCCAUCGAGACGGAGAAGAUGAUCGAGAAGUACGAGUCUCUGGCGUCGGACCUGCUGGAGUGGAUCGAGCAGACCAUCAUCAUCCUCAACAACAGGAAGUUCGCCAACUCUCUGGUGGGCGUCCAGCAGCAGCUGCAGGCCUUCAACACGUACCGCACGGUGGAGAAACCGCCAAAGUUCACAGAGAAGGGGAACCUGGAGGUUCUUCUGUUCACCAUCCAGAGCAAGAUGAGAGCCAACAACCAGAAGGUCUACACUCCCCGAGAGGGCAAACUCAUCUCCGACAUCAACAAGGCGUGGGAGCGUCUGGAGAAGGCGGAGCACGAGCGGGAGCUGGCUCUGCGGACGGAGCUGAUUCGCCAGGAGAAGCUGGAGCAGCUCGCCCGCCGCUUCGACCGCAAGGCCGCCAUGAGGGAAACGUGGCUGAGUGAGAACCAGCGGCUUGUCUCCCAGGAUAACUUUGGAUUUGACCUGCAGGCCGUAGAAGCAGCUACAAAGAAACAUGAAGCCAUAGAAACGGACAUCGCCGCCUACGAGGAGCGAGUUCAGGCGGUGGUUUCCGUGGCCAAAGAGAUGGAGACUGAGAAUUACCACGACAUCAAACGCAUCACGGCGAGGAAGGAUAACGUGAUCCGUCUGUGGGAGUACCUGCUGGAGCUGCUGAAGGCCCGGAGGCUGCGCCUGGAGCUGAACCUGGGCCUGCAGAGGGUCUUCCAGGAGAUGCUCUACAUCAUGGACUGGAUGGACGAGAUGAAGAUGCUGCUGCUGUCCCAGGACUACGGGAAACACCUGCUGGGCGUGGAGGACCUGCUGCAGAAACACGCGCUGGUCGAGGCCGACAUCAGCAUCCAGGCCGACCGCGUCCGCAACGUCAACCGCAACGCACAGAAGUUCGCCGACGAUAUGGAGGGUUAUAAGCCGUGUGAUCCCCAGAUCAUCCGGGAUCGGGUCGCCCACAUGGACUUCUGCUACCAGGAGCUGAGUCAGCUGGCGGCCGAGCGCCGCGCUCGCCUCGAGGAGUCCCGGCGCCUCUGGAAGUUCUUCUGGGAAAUGGCCGAAGAGGAGGGCUGGAUCCGGGAGAAGGAGCAGAUCCUGUCCUCCGAGGAUUAUGGGAAGGAUCUGACGGGAGCGCUGCGACUGCUGAGUCAGCACAAAGCCUUCGAAGACGAGAUGAGCGGGCGCGCCGCCCACCUGCAGCAGACCAUCAGACAGGGAGAGGAGCUGGUCGCCAACGGGCACUUCGGAGCAGACAAGAUUAAAGAACGCAUCCAGGACAUUCAGGAGCAGUGGGCGGCUCUGGAGCGCCUCUCUGCUGUCCGUAAAGCUCGCCUGCAGGAAGCCUGCAACCAGCACCAGUUCCAGGCGGAUGCGGACGACAUGGACACGUGGAUGCUGGACGUGCUGCGGAUCGUCUCCAGCGUGGACGUCGGCCACGACGAGUUCUCCACUCAGGCGCUGGUGAAGAAGCACAAGGACGUGGCCGAGGAGAUCGCCAGCUACCGGCCCGUCAUCGAGGCGCUGCACGAACAGGCCGCCACGCUGCCGCCCGAGAAGGCCAACUCUGAGGAGGUCCAGAGCCGCCUGGCGGGCAUCGAGGAGCGCUAUAAGGAGGUGGUGGAGCUGACGCGGCUCAGGAAGCAGGCGCUGCAGGACGCUCUGGCGCUCUACAAGAUGCUGAGCGAAGCCAGCGCCUGCGAGGUGUGGAUCGACGAGAAGGAGCAGUGGCUCAACAGCAUGGACAUCCCCGAGAAACUGGAGGACCUGGAGGUGGUCCAGCACCGCUUUGAGAGUUUGGAGCCAGAGAUGAACAACCAGGCGUCCCGGGUCGCCGUGGUGAACCAGGUCGCCAGGCAACUGAUCCACAGCGGACAUCCCAGCGAAAAGGAGAUCAAAGCCCAGCAGGACAAACUCAACACCAGGUGGAGUCAGUUCCGAGACCUGGUGGACCAGAAGAAAGACAGUCUGAGCUCGGCUCUGGGCGUCCAGAACUACCACCUGGAGUGCAACGAGACCAAGUCCUGGAUCAAAGAGAAGACCAAGGUGAUCGAGUCGACCCAGGAGCUGGGGAACGACUUGGCCGGCGUCAUGGCGCUGCAGAGGAAGCUGACGGGGAUGGAGCGCGACCUCGCCGCCAUCGAAGACAAGCUGGGCGACCUGGGCAAAGAGGCGGAGCGUUUGGCCUCCGAACACCCGGAACAGUCCGACGCCAUCAAGGGACGUCUGGCUGAGAUCACCGGCGUCUGGGACGAGAUGAAGGACACCAUGAAGAACCGGGAGGAGUCUCUGGGCGAGGCCAGCAAGCUGCAGCAGUUCCUGCGCGAGCUGGACGACUUCCAGUCGUGGCUGUCGCGCACGCAGACCGCCAUCGCCUCGGAGGACAUGCCCAACACGCUGGCCGAGGCCGAGAAGCUGCUGACCCAGCACGAGAACAUCAAGAACGAAAUCCACAACUACGAAGAGGACUACCAGAAGAUGCGGGACAUGGGCGAGAUGGUGACGCAGGGCCAGACGGACGCGCAGUACAUGUUCCUGCGCCAGCGGCUGCAGGCGCUCGACACCGGCUGGAACGAGCUGCACAAGAUGUGGGAGAACCGGCAGAACCUGCUGUCCCAGUCGCACGCCUACCAGCUGUUCCUCAGGGACACCAAGCAGGCCGAGGCCUUCCUCAACAACCAGGAGUACGUCCUGGCUCACACCGAGAUGCCCACCACUCUGGAGGGGGCCGAGGCCGCCAUCAAGAAGCAGGAGGACUUCAUGACCACGCUGGACGCCAACGAGGAGAAGAUCAGCGGCGUGCUCGACACCGGACGCCGCCUGGUAACCGACGGCAACAUCAACGCCGAGCGCAUCCAGGAGAAGGUGGACUCCAUCGACCAAAGACAUAAGAAGAACCGAGCGGCUGCCAGCGAGCUGCUGACGAGGCUGAAGGACAACAGAGACCUGCAGAAGUUCCUGCAGGACUGCCAGGAGCUGUCCCUGUGGAUCAACGAGAAGAUGCUGACGGCCCAGGACAUGUCGUACGACGAGGCCAGGAACCUGCACAGCAAGUGGCUCAAACACCAGGCCUUCAUGGCCGAGCUGCAGUCCAACAAGGAGUGGUUGGACAAGAUCGACAAGGACGGGCAGGCGCUGAUGGCAGAGAAGCCGGAGACGGAGGCAAUGGUCAAAGAGAAGCUGGCGUCCCUGACGACCAUGUGGCAGGACCUGGAGUCCACCACCCAGGCCAAGGCCAAGUGUCUGUUCGACGCCAACAAGGCCGAGCUGUUCACGCAGAGCUGCGCCGACCUGGACAAGUGGCUGGCCGGCCUGGACGGACAGCUGCAGUCGGACGACUACGGCAAAGACCUCACCUCCGUCAACAUCCUGCUCAAGAAACAGCAGAUCCUGGAGAGCCAGGUGGAGGUGCGUCAGAAGGAGGUGGAGGAGCUGCAGGGCCAGUCGCAGGCGCUCAGCCAGGAGGGGAAAGGCUCCGACGAGACGGACGGCCAGAGGAUCAGCGUGGAGAAGAAGUUCCAGUCGCUGCAGGCGCCGCUGAAGAAGAGGCGGGACAUUCUCAUGGCCUCCCGCGAGAUCCACCAGUUCAACCGGGACGUGGAGGACGAGAUCCUCUGGGUGGAGGAGAGGAUGCCUCUGGCCACAUCGACCGACCACGGACACAACCUGCAGACUGUCCAGCUGCUCAUCAAGAAGAACCAGACUCUGCAGAAGGAGAUCCAGGGCCAUCAGCCGCGCUACGACGACAUCUUCGAGCGCAGCCAGCACGUCCUGCGGGAGGACAGCCCGACGGCCGAGCUGAUUCGCCAGCGCCUGGCCGGGCUCACGGCGCUGUGGGAACAGAUCAGGAAGGAGACCGAGAAGCGCCACACGCGCCUCAGCGAGGCCCACGAGGCCCAGCAGUACUACUUCGACGCCGCCGAGGCCGAGGCCUGGAUGAGCGAACAGGAGCUCUACAUGAUGUUAGAGGAGAAGGCCAAGGACGAGCAGAGUUCGGUGGCCAUGCUGAAGAAGCAUCAGAUCCUGGAGCAGGCGGUGGAGGAUUACGCCGACACCGUCCACCAGCUGUCCAGCACCAGCCGAGGCCUGGUGGCCGCCGAACACCCCGACAGCGAGCGUAUCGGCAUGCGUCAGUCCCAGGUGGAUAAGCUGUACGCCGGGCUGAAGGACUUGUCGGAGGAGCGUCGGGGGAAGCUGGACGAGCGUCUGCGUCUCUUCCAGCUGAACCGCGAGGUGGACGACCUGGAGCAGUGGAUCGCAGAGAGGGAGGUGGUGGCCGGGUCCCACGAGCUGGGACAGGACUACGAGCACGUCACCAUGCUGCAGGAGCGUUUCCGAGAGUUCGCCCGCGACACGGGAACCAUCGGCCAGGAGCGCGUGGACACGGUGAACCGGCAGGCCGACGAGCUGAUCAACGGCGGCCACGCCGACGCCGCCACCGUCGCGGAGUGGAAGGACGGCCUGAACGAGGCGUGGGCCGACCUGCUGGAGCUCAUCGACACGCGCACGCAGAUCCUCGCCGCCUCCUACGAGCUGCACAAGUUCUACCACGACGCCAAGGAGAUCCUCAACCGCAUCCUGGACAAACACAAGAAGCUGCCGGAGGAGCUGGGCCGCGACCAGAACACCGUGGAGACGCUGCAGAGGAUGCACACGACCUUCCAGCACGACAUCCAGGCACUGGGAACACAGGUGCGGCAGCUUCAGGAGGACGCGGUCCGUCUGCAGUCGGCCUACGCCGGAGAUAAAGCCGACGACAUUCAGAAGAGAGAGGGAGAGGUGCUGGAGGCCUGGAAGAACCUGCUGGAGGCGGCAGAGGGCCGGCGCCUGAAGCUGUCCGACACCGGAGACAAGUUCCGGUUCUUCAGCAUGGUGCGCGACCUGAUGCUGUGGAUGGAGGACGUCAUCCGGCUGAUCGAGGCCCAGGAGAAGCCCAGGGACGUGUCGUCGGUGGAGCUGCUGAUGAACAACCACCAGGGCAUCAAGGCGGAGAUCGACGCCCGCAACGACAGCUUCACCGCCUGCAUCGAGCUCGGCAAAGCCCUGCUGGCCCGGAAGCACUACGCUUCAGAGGAGAUUAAAGAAAAGUUGUUACAGUUGACGGACAAGAGGAAAGACAUGAUUGACAAGUGGGAGGACAGAUGGGAGUGGCUGAGACUGGUCCUGGAGGUGCACCAGUUCUCCCGGGACGCCGGCGUGGCCGAGGCCUGGCUGCUGGGUCAGGACCCCUACCUGUCCAGCCGGGAGAUCGGCCAGAGCGUGGACGAAGUGGAGAAGCUCAUCAAACGCCACGAGGCCUUCGAGAAGUCGGCCGCCACCUGGGAGGAACGUUUCGCCGCUCUGGAGAGGCUGACCACGAUGGAGUUAUUGGAAGUGAGAAGAAUGCAAGAGGAAGAAGAGAAGAAGAGGCAACCUCCGCCCAGCGAGGCUCAGCCCGGCGACGCUGCUGCUCAGCGCAGGGAGGGCGAGCCGGUGUCUCAGAACGGGCUGCCGUCCGAUCAGGAGUCCCCCAGGCUCGACGCGCCCGCUGUCCUCUCCCCUCAGCUGUUAAUGCUUCUGCUUCUUUACGUGGUCAUUUAUAAACUCACCCUCUGGAACAUGAACGCCUGACCAGUCCACCGCCCUCGCUCCGAAAAUCCGCUUUUUAAGCCUCAAACGGUGAUUCACAAAAUCUGUUGACCCGUCAUAGUUUUCAGGGCUUUUGUAGGAUUUAUUUAAAUUAUAUUUACUCCAGAAAGUAAAUUGUGGUAAUAACGCUAAAUAUAUAAAACAGACACACACACACACACACACACACACACACACACACACACACACACACACAGAUAUAAAGCUUGCAUGCAUCCACAGCUUUAAAUUAACUUUUUUGAUCACCAGCCAACAUGGCUAGUAGGUUUUUAAAGUUACCAGCCAAUCAGAUUUUCCACUAGCAACAUUUACACUUCACACUUUAAUGUAUACAAUGUAUUGUACCUUAAAGUACCCCGGCCAAACUGGCUCGUAGCUUCACAGUGUUACCCGCCAAAUUACAAAAAACAUUGUAAAACUGUAGUUUAGUCUCUGAAAUAUAUUCAGAUAAAUUAUGUCUUACUCUUAUCGUCUUAAAAUAAAAGAUUUGAAGCUGCUGUAGGUUUAGUUUGAUCAUUAACACGUUGCAUCGACAGUCCGUGAAUUGUUCAAAAUGUAAUUUAUGCCAGACUCAUAAAGAGUUAAGUUCCAAAAUCCUUUUAAUGUUUUUAUAUAUUAAAGUAAUAUUUUGUCCAAGACAGACAAACAAGGCUAUCCAAGCAUGCACUGCACAUCUGCACAUCUUCAAUUUCUGGCAAUUUAAAGUUUCAAAUUCAGUCUCACAAUUGAAUGUGGGAACGAUAUCACUCAUGUAAUGUAAAUAUAUUAAUACAUUGAUGCCACUCAGUCAGCAAUAUUACUCCUUAAACUUUCUGCUGCUAAGUCACAGCAAUGCAAGCAGCUGUAAUGCUGUAUAAACAUUCAGUUUGUAGGUCUUGUUUAAGGACAGAGUGCAUCAUCUUAGAAAGCCAUUUCACAGAUGAUGGGUUCAAACUCUUUUUGUCAAAUGUACACAGUAAACAUGUAAUGCUCCAAGUCAUGCAACACCCAGUAUGAUAAGUGACAUAUUUUCAAGACAAACACUGAAAUACUUACCUCCAUACUUCUUUAUCUUGAUGUCUGUAGCAGUGAUUUCGUUUUUGUUGAGGCUGUUUACCGCCAAUAAACAUUUGACAAAAAAACUACCGUAAAACUCUAAACUAAAAGGUAUGGGCGUGCUCGCCACGGACAAAUAAAAGGCCCACGAAAAGCCGUUUCCCACCGUGGAUGCCUAAUAAACCUGGGUAUAGUGUACUCUACUGUUAAACUUAACUGUCAUGUGACCGGCCGGCGGUCGCCUAAAUUUCAUAGGGUAUGUUACGAAUUGUUGUGCAUAAGUUUUUGUAUGAUGUCAUACGAAGCCGUUCAUGAGAAUGCGUUGUCAUUGUAAAAACUGACCAUUUGUAUAUGAAUUCAUCUUCAAAUGCAUUCCACAGUUUCAUGUAAAGUAGAUCUUCCAUUCAUUUGUAAACAUUUCAACAUAUAGGCUUGUGUGUGUGUGUGUGUGUGUGUGUGCGUGUGCGUGUGCGUACGUACGUGCGUGCAACACUGUUUUUUUGUAUCAUCAUUAUUAUCGAUCUCUGUUUUCCAUUGUGUACUGUUAUAACUUCUUUUAUUUCUCUUCAUGUUUCUGUCGCAUGGCCAUCCAGCCCAUUCAUUGGUUCCCUGACUAACACACAUUCCCCCAAUAAACCCUGUCAGAACCAAUCA
Molecule: messenger RNA, 7548 nt
Organism: Perca fluviatilis (European perch)
Lineage: Eukaryota; Metazoa; Chordata; Actinopteri; Perciformes; Percidae
Product: spectrin beta chain, non-erythrocytic 1-like
Exons: 35
Coding region: 187-5841 (1884 amino acids)
Biological process (GO): protein localization to plasma membrane; actin cytoskeleton organization
Cellular component (GO): cortical actin cytoskeleton; cell junction; spectrin
Molecular function (GO): structural constituent of cytoskeleton; phospholipid binding; actin filament binding
Source: RefSeq, a predicted model, not a curated record